AGUUUUAUAGUCCUAGACCGGAAGCGGAAGUGGUGCGCUCGGAUGCAUUUCUAGCAAUAUUCGGAGUACCCUCGUCCCUAGGCAAUGACGUGGCACAUGUGACGCGCCCACAGUAUAACAGUCUCUUUACAAAGACGCAGCCGCCAUCUUGGCUCGAAGUUUACAGAUUGAACUCUCGAAGAAUCGUUGGCAAUCCUGACCCUUCAUCAAAAUGGGUGGCAUGUUUGCGAAAUUAUUUGCUGGUCUUUUUGGCAAGAAAGAGAUGAGAAUACUCAUGGUUGGUCUUGAUGCUGCCGGUAAAACUACUAUUCUCUACAAGCUUAAACUCGGAGAAAUUGUCACUACAAUUCCUACGAUAGGUUUUAAUGUAGAGACCGUAGAAUAUAAGAAUAUCAGCUUCACUGUAUGGGAUGUAGGAGGCCAGGACAAAAUUCGUCCUUUAUGGAGACAUUACUUCCAAAACACUCAAGGACUAAUUUUUGUAGUAGACAGCAACGAUCGUGAGCGUGUUGGUGAAGCGAGAGAAGAGUUAAAUCGAAUGCUGAACGAAGACGAACUUCGCGAUGCAGUUUUACUUGUUUUUGCCAACAAACAGGAUCUUCCAAAUGCCAUGAAUGCAGCUGAGAUCACUGACAAACUUGGCCUACACAGUCUGCGUAAUAGGCAGUGGUAUAUCCAAGCAACAUGCGCAACAAGUGGUGACGGAUUGUACGAGGGACUUGAUUGGCUUUCAAAUACACUAAAGAGUAAACAGUAAAUGGUCAGGGAAGACAACCCAAAACAGAGAUCAACUUACCUCACUUAAUAUGCGAAGCUUGGACGAAAUCAUGACUGGUGUGCUGUUAGCACAAUUGGGGGGAAGGAUGUUGUGAGGGCGAAGGUUUCACACUCGUGUGAAUACAUUUCAUUUUAUCAUAUGAUACUUACUAGGAUACAAGCUGUCAUAGUCUCCACCUGGCGUGUCUCUUCAUAGAAUGCCACUCGUACUGCUGGGUUGGGAAUAUUGUGCUUUAUGUGUUCCACAGAUCAUUGUGUUAACUAGCAGCUGUGUUUCUAGUCCUCUUAUGUAAUUUCAUAAUACCAUAUAAUUUCCAUGAUUUUCAUUGUAAGCUCCAGGAAGGUCAUCAAACCAGAUAGGCAAGAGUUAUAUUUUGUAAAAAUCUUAAUGUACAGUUUCAUUGAUAAACAUUCUUCAAGCCAUCUGCAGAGAGGCCUUCAGUCUUCAAUGGUUCUAGUAUAAUGCAAUAGUAAUUACACAAUGUUUGUAUUUACACGUUCACAUUUCAAGUAAAAAUGUAGGUAUCUAUUUGUUAUAUGGAUUUGUCGAUGUGUAAAUUUUACCAGAAUGGUAGUUUAAAUAAAUAAAAAAAAAGUUUAUUAUAA
Messenger RNA from Nematostella vectensis (starlet sea anemone), 1383 nucleotides. RefSeq names its product ADP-ribosylation factor 1. Gene Ontology annotation, cellular component: plasma membrane; cytoplasm. The record is from RefSeq and is a predicted model, not a curated record. Gene Ontology annotation, biological process: intracellular protein transport; vesicle-mediated transport. Gene Ontology annotation, molecular function: GTP binding; GTPase activity. NCBI's taxonomy places the organism in Eukaryota, Metazoa, Cnidaria, Anthozoa, Actiniaria, Edwardsiidae. The transcript has 5 exons. The coding region runs from base 212 to 757 and encodes 181 amino acids.